Messenger RNA from Abrus precatorius (Indian licorice), 1484 nucleotides. RefSeq lists its product as uncharacterized. NCBI's taxonomy places the organism in Eukaryota, Viridiplantae, Streptophyta, Magnoliopsida, Fabales, Fabaceae. The record is from RefSeq and is a predicted model, not a curated record. The transcript has 3 exons. Bases 136 to 1326 code for a protein of 396 amino acids.
GAUAAAGAAUUUAACUUUAAAAAAAAAACUUGAAAAAAUAAUCGGAAUCAUUUUGGGCAAAUCUCACUCACAGAUUUGAGAAACAGCAAACCUAACAUUUGGAAACCUUGGCUGCCGGAGGUUACUCCGGUUGACAUGACGACGAUGAUAACUGAUCGGAAUCGUUUCCAACUGUCACUCUUCAUCUUCGUACUUCAAUUCACUGCCUUUGCCUCUUCUUCUCUCACUCCACACACCCCUUCCAAUCUCACCCUCAUCUUGCAGGAUGUUUUGAAGGCAAUAUCGGCCAAACAAAAUUGGGAUUCGAAGGAUGUCAGAGUUAUCAAAUUGGAUGUGGGUAAAGUUAGGUUCGGCACAUCCCAAACCUACGAGUUCCGAAUCGGAUUAGGCAAAAACAACUUGACCCUCAAAUUCUCCGAUCAAGUUUCUUCGUGGAACAAGUUUAGAACACCCUUUAACGAUUUUGGGUCUCUGAUUCACCGGCUCUGUUCCUUCGCCCUUCUCGAUACCCUCAAAUUAGAAGGUCCCUUUGAGUUGCGCGUCGAUGCCCUUCACCACCUUUCGCUAUCUCUCCCUAUGAACGUUUCGUAUGCGGGUUUGAAACGGAUCCUUGUGGGUGAAGGUAUUACGGUAGAAGUAACAAGAGCACAAGAAAUUUCUCUGUUUUACUCGUCUGAUCUUGAUCUGCAAAUGAAUGGAAGCAUCGUGUGUAGCAAAGGAAAGAGUGACUUUUGGCCUUUUCAGCAGUCAACAUGCAUGCCUCUAAUUCCAAUACGUGUAUUAAGGUCUGCGUCAUUGGUUGCUUAUAGAGCUCGGAAUCGUUAUGCAUAUGUAGCAACUACAUUGAUUUCGGAGGACACUGUUGAGCUGCUUCCAGAAAAAUGUUACCAUGGUCGUGUGUUUCGAAAGCGAGCGUGCCCCAUUGAUUCGUUAAGUUUGAGAUUAAGUAUGUUAGAGAAAAUUUUGAGGAGUCUUCUUGGUCGUAAGAUACUUCAAGAUCAAUUUUUUGGCCAUGUCAAAGCAAGUAUUAAACCAUCAGCUGUUGUAAAGUUCCCCUUAGAAUUAGAAAGAGACAUAGGGAAUAAUGUCACUCAUAAUCGGACAAUUCCUGAUUGGAGAACAAGGCCUAGUGUUGAAAGAGCUUGGUUUGAGAUAUUGGCCAAAGUUGAGGAAAACAGGCUCGAGCCUCUUUUAAUCAAGAAACUAAAACCUUUUAUUGAAUCUGAUUCAAUAUCCUGGGCUAAUUUGAUGUCCAAUAUGUCAUAUACGAAGUUGAGACCCGUUUUUCUUCCUCCGGAGGCUCUUACACUGGAUGUGAAAUGGUAGGAGAAACUCUUGUAAGUUAUAAUAUCUUUUUUAGACACUUUUUAGGUCAUGUUUGUAGAUUCUUAUGUUGAUCUUGUUAUAUGCAAUAGUUCAUUAAUUCUUGUGAAAUAUUACCCUUGCAUACAUACAUGAUUGGUCUUGUAAAUACCAAAUAGGAG